Molecule: messenger RNA, 1341 nt
Organism: Heteronotia binoei (common prickly gecko)
Lineage: Eukaryota; Metazoa; Chordata; Lepidosauria; Squamata; Gekkonidae
Product: glutathione S-transferase Mu 1-like
Exons: 8
Coding region: 210-872 (220 amino acids)
Biological process (GO): glutathione metabolic process
Molecular function (GO): glutathione transferase activity
Source: RefSeq, a predicted model, not a curated record
AACAUUAAGACGCCUUCCUUCUCGAAAGAAAGUCUCUUUAUAAAGCAAUUUCCUAAACGUUGCUUCUACCCCCGCUUCUUUUAACCGAAGCUACGCCUUUAAGAAUUAAAUUGCGACCCACGCCCCUUUAAGAAUUAAAUUGAAACCCCGCCCCUUCCUUCUUGUUAGUUUGCUGCUGAAGCUGGUGCGGAAAGCGGUGCAGGAGUGCAAUGGCGAUGAUUUUGGGCUACUGGGAUAUUCGAGGGCUUGCUCAUGCCAUCAGGUUACUACUGGAGUACACAGAAACACCCUAUGAAGAUAAAUUAUACAGCUGUGGAGAAGCGCCUGACUAUGAAAAGAGUCAGUGGAUCAAUGAAAAGGAAAAGCUGGGCCUGGACUUUCCAAAUCUUCCCUACCUAAUUGAUGGCAAGACCAAGCUUACACAGAGUAAUGCCAUCCUCCGGUACAUUGCACGCAAGCAUAAGAUGUGUGGAGAAACUGAGGAGGAGAUUCAUAGAAUGGACAUGCUGGAGAACCAGGUGAUGGAUUUCCGCAUGAGUCUCGUGAUGGUCUGCUACAAUCCUGAUUUUGAGAAACUGAAGCCUGGGUAUUUGGAGCAACUUCCAGGGAAGCUGAAAUUGUUCUCCCAGUUCCUGGGAGACAGAAAAUGGUUUGCUGGGGAGAAGAUCACGUUUGUGGACUUCCUCAUGUAUGAUGUACUUGAUCAAAACCGCAUGUUUGAACCCAAGUGCCUGGAUCAGUUCAAGAAUCUUCAGGAUUUUCUCACUCGUUUUGAGGCCCUGGAGAAGAUUGCUGCCUAUAUGCGCUCCAGCCGCUUCAUGAAGACUCCUAUUAACAACAAGAUGGCUAAGUGGGGCAACAAGAAAGAGUAGUAUAUGGAAGAACAGCUCUUUAGUGCCACUGGAAUGCAGAUUCUCCUUUUUGGGGGGCCUUAGCUGGAAUUGGAUGGGUAGACAGACAGCAACGUUCCAGUGUCAUUACUCCCCACCCCCACCCCCCCUUUGUAGGAUGAUGAAUAAAGUUUUUUCUUUGGCUUAAAGGCUAUAGUGUCCCAUACAGAAUGCUGGAAUUGUGGUAAUUUUGAAUCACAUGCCUUGUUGGCAGACUGAUCUCAUGAGUGCUGCCUGACUGAGUGGUAUUGUGAACAUGUCUUAUCCACUUGUGCAAGACAAGAAUCUUCAUGUUGGAUGCUGGUCUCUUGUUAAUUUGAGAGCUGAUUUAGUAGUCUAAUGAAGAGCGUUUUCUUAAAGUUUCCUUGACAGCUAACAAAUGACAUUAAGUGUUUUAUUCUUCUGAAUACACAGUUCAGCAAUAAAAACUAAUUUUUUGUUGAGUGUUAAA